This is a messenger RNA of Caenorhabditis elegans, 1381 nucleotides long. It is a transcript of the gene hpd-1, whose product is annotated as 4-hydroxyphenylpyruvate dioxygenase. Lineage: Eukaryota; Metazoa; Nematoda; Chromadorea; Rhabditida; Rhabditidae. Gene Ontology annotation, biological process: L-phenylalanine catabolic process; aromatic amino acid metabolic process. Gene Ontology annotation, molecular function: oxidoreductase activity, acting on single donors with incorporation of molecular oxygen; 4-hydroxyphenylpyruvate dioxygenase activity. The record is from RefSeq and is marked reviewed.
AAAACUCAAAACUUCAAUCAAAAUGACUACAUUCGACAAAGGAGCAAAACCAGAUAUCGGCACUUUUGUUGCAUUCGACCAUGUUAGAUUUGUAGUCGGAAAUGCUAAACAAGCUGCCUACUGGUAUUGUGCAAACUUUGGCUUUGAGCCAUUUGCCUAUAAGGGGCUCGAGACAGGAUCUAGAAUUACUGCUCAACACGCUAUUCGACAAGACAAAAUCGUGUUCAUUUUCGAGUCAGCAUUGUUGCCUGAUAAUUCAGAACUCGGAAAUCACCUUGUUCAACAUGGAGAUGGAGUUAAGGAUGUGUGCUUUGAGGUUGAGGAUCUUGAUUCGAUUAUUGCACACGCAAAAGCUGCAGGAGCAACUAUUGUGCAUGAUAUUACUGAAGAGUCAGAUGCUGAUGGAUCCAUUCGAUAUGCUACGCUUAGAACGUAUGGAGAAACCGACCACACCUUGCUGGAACGUAAAAAUUAUCGUGGAGCAUUCCUGCCCGGCUUCAAGGCUCAUCCAAUGCCAGCCACAUUCUUCAAGACUCUUCCACGCGUUGGAUUGAACUUCCUCGAUCAUUGUGUCGGUAAUCAGCCAGACUUGCAAAUGGACUCAGCUGUUCAGUGGUACGAGAAGGUGCUGAAAUUCCAUCGAUUCUGGUCUGUUGAUGAUUCCAUGAUUCAUACCGAGUACUCGGCUCUUCGUUCCAUUGUUGUAACGAAUUUCGAGGAGACUAUUAAGAUGCCAAUCAACGAGCCAGCCACAUCGGACAAAAAGGCAAUCUCCCAAAUCCAGGAAUACGUGGAUUAUUACGGAGGAUCCGGUGUUCAACACAUCGCACUCAACACAUCCGACAUCAUUACUGCAAUUGAAGCUCUUCGAGCCCGUGGCUGUGAAUUCCUUUCCAUUCCAUCAAGCUACUACGAUAACCUCAAGGAACGUCUCGCGGCUUCUUCAAUGGUAGUUAAGGAGGAUAUGGAUCGUCUUCAGAAGUUGCACAUUUUGGUGGAUUUCGAUGAGAAUGGGUAUUUGCUCCAAAUCUUCAGUAAGCCAUGCCAGGACCGUCCGACACUAUUCUUGGAGAUUAUUCAGCGACAGAAUCAUGAAGGAUUCGGAGCCGGUAACUUUAAGGCUCUUUUCGAGUCUAUUGAAUUGGAACAGACAAAGAGAGGCAACUUGUUCUAUGAUAAUGUUAAGGAUGGAAAUACUAAGUAACUUAUAUUUUUUUUAUUUUGCAACGACACUUCGUUGCCAAGACCCAAAGUGAAUUCCAUGUGCCAUGAGAUUGUAUUAUAGUUCCCCCUAACAAAGAUACCCAUUCCCACAACGGUUUCCUGUUUUUUCUAUUGAUUCUUGUUGCAUUUAUAUUGAGAGAAUAAAGAUUUUAUGAAA